UCUUUAUUUUCGCAGUUGGGAGGCUGUGGAAUCCUUGGAGUUGGCAUCUGGCUGGCUGUUACCCAAGGCAACUUUGCUACCCUCUCCUCUUCCUUCCCGUCCCUGUCGGCUGCCAACCUACUGAUCGUCACGGGGACUUUUGUUAUGAUCAUCGGCUUCGUGGGCUGCAUAGGCGCCAUCAAAGAAAACAAGUGCCUCCUGCUGAGUUUUUUUAUCAUGCUGUUAAUUGUAUUUCUGUUGGAGCUCACCGUUGUGAUUCUCUUCUUCGUCUACACUGACAAGAUUGACAAGUACGCUCAGCGGGACCUGAAGAAAGGGCUUCAUUUAUACGGGACAGAUGGAAAUAUUGGCCUAACUAAUGCAUGGAGCAUCAUACAAACAGAUUUCAGAUGCUGCGGAGUCUCCAACUAUACUGACUGGUUUGAAGUGUACAACACAACCCGGGUGCCAGACUCCUGCUGCUUGGAGUUCAGUGAGAACUGCGGGCUUCACUCCCCAGGGACCUGGUGGAAAGCGCCUUGCUAUGAAACAGUGAAAAUAUGGCUCCAGGAGAACUUACUAGCAGUGGGAAUCUUUGGAUUGUGCACAGCUCUGGUGCAGAUUCUCGGACUCACCUUUGCAAUGACCAUGUAUUGUCAGGUAGUCAAGGCAGACACCUACUGUGCAUAGAUACCAUUCCCAAUCUCUGUGCUUCUCCUCCAAAGGACACAGGAGAAAUCUCCUUCAUGCUCAUUCAUCUGACCUUUUAACCCCUGUUUGUAAUAUAAACUGUGUAUAAUGCUAUCUUUCUGAAGAUUUUGUGAAUCACCCCACUUUCCUGAAAGAGGAGGAAAAGACAAACUCAGUACUUGAACUGGCAAAGGUAAGAAGCAGCCUUGUCUUUAAACAGAAGAAAACCUCCACAGAGCGAUGGUUCCUUUUCAAUAGCCUGUGGCAAGACGAAGGAGGCUGCUUACAGGAGUCUGAUUCGCAAACUGAUGUUAGGAAAAGAUUGCAUGGAGGAAACCUCCGUGAA
This is a messenger RNA of Tinamus guttatus (white-throated tinamou), 1015 nucleotides long. The record is from RefSeq and is a predicted model, not a curated record. NCBI's taxonomy places the organism in Eukaryota, Metazoa, Chordata, Aves, Tinamiformes, Tinamidae.